Xyrichtys novacula (pearly razorfish) is the source of this 1561-nucleotide messenger RNA. The record is from the annotation of a GenBank genome assembly. Lineage: Eukaryota; Metazoa; Chordata; Actinopteri; Labriformes; Labridae.
AUGGCCUCCAGGAGACCUCCUCACCUGGACCACCUGCUGCUUGGAGGGGAGCUGAUGGACGACCAUCGUGCUGCUUCGCUAACUUUCACUUAUAACGUCUUUUAAUAUUAAAUUUAUGAAGAUGCAUCGAGUUACUGGAUUAAUAUGAAAUUUAAAAGCUUCAUGGGAAACCUGUUUUUUGGCGCAUCAUCAAAACUUAUUUCUUAAGUUAUCCUUUCACUGAAGUUGGUUAAAACAUUUUGAAAUUAUUUCUGAUUCACUGAUAUUUGAUUUCUUAGAGAAUAUUUCAGGUCCGUGAACAGUAAAACUGCAUAAAGUUACAGAUUUUCUGCAGCUUUCUUUUCGCUCAUUCUCUUACAUCUUACUGAGUAAAUUUGUUUUUGCAAGUAUAAGUUUAGUUUCCACCUUUUGAUAAUAUUUUUAAUAAAAUCCAGCUUUUAAUUUGUAUCUCAGACUCUUCAACUUCAUAUACGUUAAAAAUUUUGAACACUGUGAAAAUAUAACAUUGACUCAUUAUAUCAAUGCUAAUUAAAACAGGACAGUUUAUAUUUUUUUGAUAAUACAGGGACUACAUGAUGUUUGAUUGAAGUGUUAAAAGUCUUUUCAUGUGUUCAUGGAUCAGUUGAUGUAGAACAGUUGUGAGAAGUUUAUGUGAAUUCAGAUUUAUGAGAUUUUGUUCAGGUUUUUUUCUUCUGUAAGACAAAUAUUGUGAGUUAAAGGGGACAGAAUUUUAACUCUGGUUCUAAAAUGUUCUGACUUUUCCUCAUCAGACGAUGUGAUCGUCGUGGACGACCAUCCAGUGGAAGACAACAUCCCUGAUGUCAUCGUGGUGUUGGACGACAUCCCAGGUGACAUUGUUCCUAUCUACAUCUCUUCCUCUGAUGAUGAUAGUGAUGAUGAUGUUGUUGUCGUUUUGGCAGGUGGAGAUGAAGGCAACAACCUUAUUGAGGUUGUGGACUUGGAAGACAGCGACAACAGUGAGGAGACUGACUUUAGCGACGAUGGUGACUCUGACGACAGUGACUCUGACGACAGUGACACUGACGACGGUGACACUGACGACAGUGACACUGACGACAGUGACGACUGGGACUCUGACAGUGAGGACUCUGGUUACGGCUCCUUGUCUGAGGAGGAGGAGGAGGUCGUCAGACCUGACUCCCCCCUUGACCAGGAGCUCCCACCAGACGACUUCUGGCUGGGCUGGCGCCAACUGUCUCCUCCUGUUCCAGCUGUUCUUCCAGUCCCCGCUGGUCUGCCUGUUGAUCCACCUGCUAGUCCUCCUGCUGGUCACCCUGCUGGUCUUCCGGGUGCACAGUCCUCUGUCCAUCAGGGUCCAGAGGACUGUGCGCCCUCCACUUCAGGGCUGGUCUCCUCCUCAAAGAGAAGCAGAGAGGAGAGUAGCCCUGAACAGGUAAGUGAGAAGAGGCAGAGGAUGGGAGAUGAAGAUGACGAUCCAGUUCCUUCAACUUCAUCAGACCUCAGCUCCAACACAAACAGCAGACUCUGUUUCAGUCUUUCCACACUCUCAAGGUGGUAUGCGGACAGUGACUCUGACUGA